UUCCCUCCACGAGGCGAAAAUCAAGGCGCUCGUGGGUACUUUGCUCCCCAAUAGUUUUCUUCAAAGGGACCAUUCAACGGAAUGAUAAGCGUCAUUUGAUUCCUGAUUUUUAGUUUGAUUUUUUGAUAUAACUCGUUAGACUAUCUCGGUGUAGCUUGAAAAAAGGUUCCAUUGUUAGCCCACUUUCGCUAAUUGUCUAGCAUUUCCCCAUAAAAUUGAGCAUACCAUCGCCUGAACAUCUUAAAUAUACAUAUUUAUCCUCUUUUACAGGGAAUGGUUCAUCGGUGACUAAUUUCUCUGCUUGGUCAGAAAGCAAAAAUAAUUUUUCAAUUGGUGACCAUUCUCCAGUAUGAAUACGACGAAUACAUAUAACGGAUAUGACGGACAGAUGGGACGAUACCACACGUUGCUUCUUAACUCGCUACAAUAACUGAAGUAUAAUAUCCGGUAUUUUAUGACACUGUCAUUUUUUACGACAGGCUAAUUCUUUAUCCAACAUGGAGUUGGUUAGAGUCAUACCAAGUGCAAUCACUGGAUGUGAUCAUCAUUACUUACAUACGGUUCAGAUUUUUUGAUGACGAGUAGAUUGCAUGAGCACGAAGUUGUGGGCAUACAUAUGCAUGUACCAAGGUAUCAAUACAUGAAAUGUAAUAACAUUGUGAUACAUACAUACGUAUGGAUUUGUUCUAAUUGUAGUGAAAUUCAGUAUUCUCACCUGUGUUGCUUGCCUUAUUAGUCAAAUUAUAAUUCUAAUAUUUGUUGAAAUCGUUAAGACUAAUGUUAUUCGGGAAAAAUAAAUAAUUGCGCUACAAAAAUUGCAAGGAUCAUUUUUAAUUCAGAGGCGUCAAAUUUAAAUUAAUAACUGCAUAACAUGGAGGCAGACUUCAACUUACGUUCGAAUUUAGCCCCCAUUGUUGUGGUCGUUUGCCUAACGAGUAUUAUUUGGGGGAUUCAAAAAACACGGUCAAGAUUUUUCAAGGGAAAUGAAACCUGUUCAAUUCCAAGCGUCCCGUAUAAUUUUAGUUUCAUUGGUAAUGGGCUCCAAUUUUCCGUGGAUAUGCCGGGAUUUCUUUCAUCGUGUUAUAAAAAAUAUGGGAUCAUUUUCAAACUUAAAAUUUUUCGAUUUUCCACCGUCAUCAUUUGUGAUCGAGAUCUGGCUGAACUAUUUUACAAGUUUGGAGAGGGCACGCUUUCGCUGUACAAAAAUUUGGGAAAACUCUACUUUGCCGAUGCUUUUUUCCGUCAAAAGAAAGACUUCCCCCGAUAUGCGGAAGUAAUUCGUAAAACUGUGGGAAAUAAGAUUGAACGUUUCCUACCCAAAAUGGUAGAAGAAGCGGAUGUUUUUGUUUCUCGACUUAAACAAUCGCUGAUGGAAAACCAAAAAAUUGAUUUGAACUAUGAGUCCAAUCGAUAUGUCAUUUCAACAAGUUCUCGUUGUUUAACGGAUAUAUCGUUAACGGAUGCAAGUUAUAAGAGCUUUACCCGAUUUGCCAAGCUUCUAAAUACGGCAGUAGUAUCUACAUAUUUUUGCCCAGUUUGGAUUUUAAAGAUCUGCUUUCAGUGGAUACUGAACUAUUUAAAAUCAAACAUAACGAAAGAAAUCACACCAACAAUUGAGAAAUACAGGUCAGGGGAACAAAACUUUGAGCAUUCUCCAUUUUUAAGGCACACCAUCAACACGGCGGAUGGGGGACACAUGAAGAAUUCCGACAUUGGGAACUUUUACGUCGCUUUGUUGUACACAAGUUCUGAAAAUUCAUCCACAACUUUGACUAAUUGUCUCAUCGAUUUACUGUCACAUCCCAAAUUUUGGACUGAGUUCCAGGCCAAAGCAUCCCGUUAUGUUGCAGAAAAAGAUUACUUGGCCAUCGUGGAGGAUCCCUUCAUUCACGCGUGCCUUUUGGAGUCGGCAAGAAUUAGUACGCAAGUUCUGACGAUUGGGAGAUCACCACAGAAAACUGUGCAUCUCGGCAAGUAUGAAAUAGGACCGGAAGUCGAUACGAUAUUUCUGUGCGGGACGUUCCUACAAUUGGAAGGAUCCUCCGCCUCCGAAUCGUACACAAAUCCGAAAGAAUUCAACCCGUACAGAUUUGUGGGGGAAAACGAAACGCUGGAACCCGCAGGACCUCCAAGUCUUACUGCGUGGGGCGGCGGAAGUCAUCUCUGUCCAGGAAAAAAUUUUGCUAUAUGGGAAAUUAAAAUGGCAUUAUGUUUCAUCGCUGCUAAUUUUACAAUCUGUUUAGAUCCCACCGUUAAGAUUGGGGUAGAUUAUUUUGCACCAAAAUCCAUUGUUCGCAAGUGUGCAAAAUUCAUUGUGACAGAGAAAACUGGUUAGGCUAGAUUAAUAUGUAUGUUAAGGGGUAUGUGUAUGUAUACAUAGGUAAUUAAAAAAGUUGACUUAUAUCCUUGUAGACUUAUGAUUGUACCUUCGUGGGCCAACAAGCUGCCUCAG
Folsomia candida is the source of this 2452-nucleotide messenger RNA. Its product is annotated as probable lanosterol 14-alpha demethylase. The record is from RefSeq and is a predicted model, not a curated record. Gene Ontology annotation, molecular function: oxidoreductase activity, acting on paired donors, with incorporation or reduction of molecular oxygen; monooxygenase activity; heme binding. The coding region runs from base 872 to 2335 and encodes 487 amino acids. The transcript has 6 exons. Lineage: Eukaryota; Metazoa; Arthropoda; Collembola; Entomobryomorpha; Isotomidae.